CGCGGUGGCCGCGCUCGGUCGCCUCAGGGUCCGGGAGACGCCCGGACGCCGCCCCUGCCCCGCCUGGCCCUCGGCCUCCACCCCACCCGGCCGGCCCGGCCCUCGCCAGCCGCCCGGGGGCUCGCGGUCGGAAGCGGGACAGGUGUUGGCACCGCGGAGGACCCAGCCCUGCCUUCCUGCAACUAACGGCUGGCUCCUUCUCCUGAGGCCUUGAGGAAGGGGAUGGGACGAGGUCCUUUUCCAGGACCUUGGAGUGUGGUCUAGAGCACACAGACAUGUUUCUUGUCACCGUGAGGAUUUACUUUAAUGGAGGAUGAAGAACAAUAACCAAAGAAAAUGAUUUAAAAGUACUGUAAUUCCUGUUCAAUGGAUGAGAAGAAGAAGACUGCCUAAAAAUGAUUAAGGGGCUGCUUGGUAGGUGGGCUCCAGACAAGCCCAAACUGCUUACAAGUCCUCGGUUCUGGUGAUGAUGCUCUGAGCCUCAGUGCAUCUCAGUGCUCACAUUUAUGGACCUGAUCUGAACUGCAGAGCCUGCCUAUGGGGGAAGGGAGAGUGGCCAUCUGGUACCUACAUCCAACCCGAUCAUCCUGACCCCUCGGGGUGCUUUAUUCUGAGGUGACGCCUUCUGGGUUCCAUCCGUCCUUCCUCACAACGCCCUCAGCACCUUAAAUCACCACCCCCAGCUACAUUUUGGGAGAAAGAUGGAGUCAAAGGUCUCAGAAGGUGGCCUGAAUGUGACCCUUACCAUCCGCCUGUUGAUGCAUGGAAAGGAAGUUGGAAGCAUCAUUGGGAAGAAAGGGGAAACAGUGAAGAAGAUGCGUGAGGAGAGUGGUGCCAGGAUCAACAUCUCAGAGGGAAACUGCCCAGAAAGAAUUGUGACCAUUACAGGUCCAACGGACGCCAUCUUCAAGGCCUUUGCCAUGAUUGCAUACAAGUUUGAGGAGGACAUCAUUAACUCCAUGAGCAAUAGCCCUGCCACCAGCAAGCCCCCAGUGACGCUGAGGCUGGUGGUCCCGGCCAGCCAGUGUGGAUCCUUGAUUGGCAAAGGCGGCUCCAAGAUCAAGGAGAUCAGGGAGUCCACAGGUGCCCAAGUCCAGGUAGCCGGAGACAUGCUGCCCAACUCCACAGAGCGGGCAGUGACCAUCUCAGGGACGCCCGACGCCAUCAUCCAGUGCGUCAAGCAGAUCUGUGUGGUCAUGCUGGAGUCCCCACCGAAAGGUGCCACCAUUCCCUACCGCCCAAAGCCCGCCUCCACCCCUGUCAUUUUUGCAGGUGGUCAGGCCUACACGAUCCAGGGACAGUACGCCAUUCCUCAUCCGGAUCAGUUGACCAAGCUCCACCAGCUGGCCAUGCAGCAAACCCCCUUUCCUCCCCUCGGACAGACCAACCCCGCUUUCCCCGGAGAAAAGCUGCCUUUACACUCCUCCGAAGAAGCUCAAAAUCUGAUGGGCCAGUCGUCAGGUCUGGAUGCCAGCUCCCCGGCCAGCACUCAUGAGCUCACCAUUCCCAAUGAUUUAAUAGGCUGUAUAAUUGGGCGUCAAGGAACCAAGAUCAACGAAAUUCGUCAGAUGUCUGGAGCUCAGAUCAAGAUUGCCAACGCUACAGAAGGGUCGUCAGAGCGUCAGAUCACCAUCACGGGGACCCCGGCCAACAUCAGCCUCGCCCAGUAUCUCAUCAACGCCAGGCUGACGUCCGAGGUCACCGGGAUGGGCGCACUCUAACCCUGCCCAGGCCCCCCGGGAGCCCGUGGUCGGCGGCUCACGUGGCACAGCUGACGGGCCCUUCCUCGCGGAGCUGGGAGUGUUUCCUUCACUGGCAGAGGCGACCCUUGUACAGCUAGGCCGUGGCGCAGGGUCCGCGCUCCGCGUGAGUGUAGCCAUCUCCAUGCGUGGGCAUGCAGCUCUUUACUUUAGUGCUCCAACGUGCUCCCACCGUGACGUUUUAGAAGUUCCUUCCUCAGUGUCCAUGUGGCAGCUUUGAGUUGGUUUGAUGCUUUGGCACCACUUCCUGUGACUUGCCCCUUGUGCUCUGAGACCCUCCUCUCUCUCUUGUCCUGACUCAGUUUCCCCUAAAACCUGUGGUCUUGGCUCCUGUUUCCGCCCCUGGUCACACGCUGAAGUCAGGGUUGUUGGGGUUUUUGUUUUUGUUGUUGUUUUCCUGAAGCCUGUGGAGAGUGCCCAGGAGUGAAGGGCCCUGAGUAUCUGAAAGUAGGGUGGGUGCCAGCGUGCCAGCCAGCUUCACCAGGACAUCUCGUACGCCCUGGAGGGGCGGCAUCCGUGGCCCCCAGGCAUCUUCCAGGGCAGCUAGAGA
Perognathus longimembris pacificus (Pacific pocket mouse) is the source of this 2310-nucleotide messenger RNA. RefSeq names its product poly(rC) binding protein 3 (gene Pcbp3). The record is from RefSeq and is a predicted model, not a curated record. The transcript has 18 exons. Gene Ontology annotation, molecular function: mRNA binding. Gene Ontology annotation, biological process: regulation of RNA metabolic process; regulation of gene expression. Bases 702 to 1721 code for a protein of 339 amino acids. Gene Ontology annotation, cellular component: nucleus; cytoplasm. Lineage: Eukaryota; Metazoa; Chordata; Mammalia; Rodentia; Heteromyidae.